Molecule: messenger RNA, 2026 nt
Organism: Oryctolagus cuniculus (rabbit)
Lineage: Eukaryota; Metazoa; Chordata; Mammalia; Lagomorpha; Leporidae
Gene: CXCR6
Product: C-X-C motif chemokine receptor 6
Biological process (GO): immune response; G protein-coupled receptor signaling pathway; calcium-mediated signaling
Cellular component (GO): external side of plasma membrane; membrane
Molecular function (GO): C-C chemokine receptor activity; C-C chemokine binding; coreceptor activity
Source: RefSeq, a predicted model, not a curated record
ACGAGGAGAGGAGGACUGUCGGGAUCUCUGGGCCCCCGAGUACGCAGCUGCAGGCUGGUCAUGUGGAUUCUGAGCUACAGGAUGCGGGUGGCGUGGGUCUGCAGAGCAACCAGCCGAGGGCUCUUAAACACUCGGCGGAAACCUGGCCCACAUCACAGGAGUGGAGGUGGCAGUGGCCUCGUGAGCAAGCUCAUCUCUGGAACCACGGCCAAGGCGCCUCUGCUGGUGUUUGUCGGAGGAGCCACCACGAUGGAGGACGAGUACUCCGACCCUGGCUUCUUCAACUCCACAGACAGCAGCCAGGAGCAAGAGUGCUUCUUACGCUUCAGGAAGGUCUUCGUGCCCUGCGUGUACCUGGCGGUGUUCACCUGCGGCCUGAUAGGCAACUCCCUGGUGCUGGUCAUCUACAUCUUCUACCAGAAGCUGAAGAGCCUGACAGACGUGUUCCUGAUGAACCUGCCCCUGGCCGACCUGGUCUUCGUCUGCACUCUGCCCUUCUGGGCCUACGCAGGCCUCCACGAGUGGGUCUUUGGCGAGCUCAUGUGCAGGACCCUGCUGGGCAUCUACGCCAUAAACUUCUACACGUCCAUGCUCACCCUCACCUGCAUCACCGUGGAUCGCUUCCUUGCAGUGGUUCAGGCCACCAAGGCCUACAACCAGCAGGCCGCGCGGAGGAGCUGGGGCAAAGCCAUCUGCGUGUUCAUCUGGGUGGCCUCCUUCCUGGUUUCUCUGCCGCAGAUGAUCUACGGCAGUGUCCUAGACCUCGACAAGCACGUCUGUGACUACCGCAACGAGAAGAUUUCCACCAUGGUUCUUGCCACCCAGAUGGCUCUGGGCUUCUUCCUGCCACUGUUCGCCAUGAUUGUCUGCUACUCGGUCAUUAUCAGGACCCUGCUUCGGGCUCGCGGCUUCCGGAAGCACAAGUCUCUCAAGAUCAUCUUCCUGGUAGUGGCCGUGUUCCUGCUGACCCAGAUGCCGUUCAACCUGGUGAAGCUCAUCCGGAGCACGAGCUGGGAGUACCACGCCAUGACCCACUUCAGUUACGUCGUCGUGGUGACGGAGGCCGUCGCGUACCUGAGGGCCUGCCUGAACCCUGUGCUCUACGCCUUUGUCGGCCUCAAGUUCCGCAAGAACUUCCUGAAGCUUGUGAAGGACGCUGGCUGCCUCCCUUACCUGGGGGUUGCAAGUCAAAUGAAGUCUUCUGAGGACAAUUCCAAGACGUGCUCUGCGUCCCACCACGCGGAGGCCACCAGCAUGUUCCAGCUGUAGGCCGAGGAGAUGCACCUCCGGAACUUCCUGAGCACGGCUGUGCUUCCUGGACGUGAUGAAGAAGGCUUUGUUUACAGCUUGUGCAUUCCCACGGGGAAGAAACCAAACACCGGCUAGCUUAGAAGGCGGCUUCUCAGACGCGAACAUACUCUGUUCUCUCCUGGAACCUCCAAGGGGCUCUACAAUUUUUAAGGGCUUUCCUUCCUCCACCCCAAGAAUGGUGAUAACAAGGGGAUGCCGUGUGACAAGUCUAUGGUCUCAGGUACUCCUUGAGUGGGACUGAAGGUCACAGAUAGGAAUACAGUCGACAAAGCUGUUGAGGGUCAGGGGAGAUGAGGACCCUUCUGUCUCCUGGGCAAGCAGUGGAGAUGAGAAGGGCUUGUCCUCACGGCUCCCACCUCCCUCACCAGGCACCCUGCGGAAACGAGAUCAGGCUCUGCUCACUGGGGGUCUGACUUUCGUACAGGGUGAUGCGAGAUGUGUUCCCUCUGACUGACAUUGGAAGGACCAGCACCAGGGACUAUAAAGAGGCUAAACAAAUCGGAUUGCCUAAACAAAUCCAGAAGGCCACGGCACGCUAGAAAAACGUGAGAAACUGAGAUCGAGGCCAAUGCAUCCAAGCAGCGCUUUCGGAUUGGCUUCUUGGGUGCCUCUGCUCCCUUAAAGAUGAACUUUUCAGUGCCUGCCCCCUCACCCCCCACGCCAAACAGCAUACGUUCCAUGACCAGAAAAUAAACACUUUUUACGAGUCUCUACA